GAGAUGCUGAAGGACGAGGUGCGCACGCUCACCUACCGGAACUCCAUGUUCCACAACCGCCACCUCUUCAAGGACAAGGUUGUGCUGGACGUGGGCAGCGGCACCGGGAUCCUCUGCAUGUUCGCGGCCAAGGCGGGGGCCAGGAGGGUCAUUGGGAUCGAGUGUUCCAGCAUCUCCGACUACGCCGUCAAGAUCAUCAAAGCCAAUAAACUGGAUCAUGUGAUCUCCAUCAUCAAGGGCAAGGUGGAGGAGGUGGAGCUGCCGGUGGCCAAGGUGGACGUGAUCAUCAGCGAGUGGAUGGGCUACUGCCUGUUCUACGAGUCCAUGCUGAACACGGUCAUCUACGCGCGGGACAAGUGGCUGAUCCCCGAUGGCCUCAUCUUCCCCGACCGCGCCACCCUCUACGUGACGGCCAUCGAGGACCGGCAGUACAAGGACUACAAGAUCCAUUGGUGGGAGAACGUCUAUGGCUUCGACAUGUCGUGCAUCAAGGACGUGGCCAUCAGGGAGCCCUUGGUGGACGUCGUGGACCCCAAGCAGCUCGUGACCAACGCCUGCCUCAUCAAGGAGGUGGACAUCUCGGUGGUGAAGGCGGAGGACCUGAGCUUCACGGCCCCGUUCUGCCUGCAGGUGAAGCGCAACGACUACGUCCACGCGCUCGUCGCCUACUUCAGCAUCGAGUUCACGCGCUGCCACAAGCGCACCGGCUUCUCCACCAGCCCGGAGUCGCCCUACACGCACUGGAAGCAGACGGUGUUCUACAUGGAGGAUUACCUGACCGUCAAGAGCGGCGAGGAGAUCUUCGGCACCAUCACCAUGAAACCCAACGCCAAGAACAACCGCGACCUGGACUUCACCAUUGACCUGGACUUCAAGGGGCAGCUCUGCGAGCUCUCCUGCUCCACCGACUACCGCAUGCGUUAGGGGGGACCCCAAAACGGGGGGGACCCC
Pezoporus occidentalis (night parrot) is the source of this 951-nucleotide messenger RNA. RefSeq names its product protein arginine methyltransferase 1 (gene PRMT1). The annotation marks the transcript as partial. The record is from RefSeq and is a predicted model, not a curated record. Lineage: Eukaryota; Metazoa; Chordata; Aves; Psittaciformes; Psittacidae. The transcript has 8 exons. Gene Ontology annotation, biological process: peptidyl-arginine methylation. Gene Ontology annotation, cellular component: nucleus. Gene Ontology annotation, molecular function: protein-arginine N-methyltransferase activity.